AUGCGAGCCCAGCCUCCUGACUCAUGCCCACCCGCAUUCGCUGUGCUGCGCGCGUCCCUGGGAGCCGCGUUCAAGCUGUUCGCCAUGUGUGCGUCUCUGGGAGCCGCGUUCAAGCUGUUCGCCAUGUGUGCGUCUCUGGGAGCCGCGUUCAAGCUGUUCGCCAUGUGUGCCUUCAUCGUGUGGCUAAUGAAGGCCAACAUUCUUCCUGAAGCCACGCCCUCGGUGCUCAGCCAGGUGCGGUUCAGGUGUUGUCAGGUGGGGUUCAGGUGUUGUCAGGUGGGGUUCAGGUGUUGUCAGGUGGGGUUCAGGUGUUGUCAGGUGGGGUUCAGGUGUUGUCAGGUGUUGUCAGAAACUCGUUCCCACCUCAUCCCCCCUGUCUAUUCCCCUGGUGGUGGCCUUCCAAACGCUCAUCCCCCGCUUCCUCACGACCAGAGUCGCCUCUACUCUCGCCGUGCCUCAUCAUGUUUUGACUCUCUAUGUCAUGUUGCACCCCCCUACCCACCCCUUUCAUCCCUCCACAUCGCCUUCCAUUCCAAGCGCUCAUCCCCCGCUUCCUCAUGGCCAAAGUCGCUUCUUCUCUUGCCUAUCCUUCUGUUCACCUUUCCCCUCUUCGCCUUUCCCCCCUUCACCUUUCCCCCCUUCACCUUUCCCCCCUUCCCCUUUCCCCCCUUCCCCUUUCCCCCCUUCCCCUUUCCCCCCUUCACCUUUCCCCCCUUCCCCUUUCCCCCCUUCACCUUUCCCCCCUUCACCUUUCCCCCCUUCCCAUUUCCCCCCUUCACCUUUCCCCCCUUCCCAUUUCCCCCCUUCGCCUUUCCCCCCUUCACCUUUCCCCCCUUCGCCUUUCCCCCCUUCGCCUUUCCCCCCUUCACCUUUCCCCAGGUGGCCUUCCAAGCGCUCAUCCCGUGCUUCCUCAUGACCAAGGUCGCCUCUACUCUCGCCGUGCAGCCACUCACCUCGCUCGCUGCCCUGCCCUUCCUCGCUGUAAUUCAGGUGUGCUGCACUGCACCCCUCUCCACUCCUCUUGACUCCACUCCUCUCCACUCCUCUUUACUCCACUCCUCUCCACUCCUCUUCACUCCACUCUUCUGUAUUCCAACCCGCUUUACUCCUGUCCUAUCCACUCCUCUUCUCUCCUCUGCUCUUCACCCCUCUCCACUCCACUCGUCUCCAUUUCACUCCUCUCCACCCCACUCCACUCCACCUCUGUCUGCCCACCCUCCCUUCUUUCCAGGUCCUCUGUGGGGCAGCUUUGGGCAAGCUAGCCUGCACCAUCGCCUACCGCCGUCCCUUCUCCCUCACCUCGCUCACUUUCGCACUGCUUCUAUCCUCUGUGGAGCAGCGCUAGGCAAGCUAGCCUGCACCAUCGCCUACCGCCGUCCCUCCUCGCUCUCCUCCCUCAUCUCUGCCGUGCCUUUUAACUCCACCUUUUCUCCAAAACUCACACCCCCUCCUCCCUGCCUCCUUUUCACCUACCCCUUCCACACUGCUCAAAUCAGAUCCUCUAGCCUCGGCCUCUCCCCCUUUGCUGCCGCCCUCCUCUCUGGCCUCCCCCCUCCGAAGCGGGAGGGGGCGGUGGAGGGGAAGGUGGGCGGUGGGAAGGCGGCGCCUGGGCGGGGAGUUUUGUCUGCACCUGGGAUGGUUGGGGCGGCGGAGCGGGCGGCGGGGAGGAAGGAGGCAGUGGUGAUGUCAGCAUGUGCGUUUGGAAACUCGCUCACCCUGCCUCUGGUGUUUCUGGCAACGCUGCUGACUCGCGCUGAUGCUGACAGGGCUGCUGGGUACCUCGCACUCUUCAUGGUUGGCUGGUCCCCCACGUUCUGGACUCUGGGCUACAACAUGUUAACAUGCCUUUGCCCCCUCUCUGUCUUCCCCCUUUUCGGUCUUACCCCCUCUCCGUCUUCCCCCCUCUCCGUCUUCCCCCCUCUCCGUCUUACCCCCUCUCCGUCUUCCCCCCUCUCCGUCUUCCCCCCUCUCCGACUUACUCCCUCUCCGUCUUACCCCCUCUCCGUCUUCCCCCCUCCCCGUCUUCCCCCCUCUCCGUCUUCCCCCAUCUCCGUCUUCCCCCCUCUCCGUCUUCCCCCCUCUCCGUCUUCCCCCCUCUCCGUCUCCCCUCCAUUUUCCCAUUGCUUGCAUCUUUCCACAGCUGGUCCCCCACCUUCUGGACUCUGGGCUACAGCAUGUUCACAGGGGGGGAUAACAAGCAGGAGGAGGGUGAGCGGGCGGGGGGAGAGUGAUGGCACACCAUAUAUUCCCCUCUUCCCACUCGCUUCCCUCCCUCCCUUUCCAGCUGGUCCCCCACCUUCUGGACUCUGGGUUACAGCAUGUUCACACACCACCGCUGUUUCUCCCCCUCCUUCCCCUCUUUCUCCCCCUCCUUCCCCUCUUUCUCCCCCUCCUUCCCCUCUUUCUCCCCUCCUCCCUCUUCCAGCUGGUCACCCACCUUCUGGACCCUGGGCUACGGCAUGUUCACAGGCGGGGAUAACAAGCAGGAAGAGGGUGCUAGCAGGUCUGCUAAUAGGAGCCACCCCACUCGCCCACUUCUUCCUCCCUGCCUCCUCCUCCUCUGCUGCUGCUGCCGCUGCUGCCUCCUCCCUCCCAGCCUCCGCCUCAGCAUGGCUCUUCAGCCCUGCCACUGCCGGCAUCCUGCACGGCGUCAUGGAGGUGAGCGUUGAGGUGGGUGGGGUAGGCGGCGAGGAAUGCGUCCUCCCCCACUAA
Messenger RNA from Closterium sp. Naga37s-1, 2712 nucleotides. Lineage: Eukaryota; Viridiplantae; Streptophyta; Zygnematophyceae; Desmidiales; Closteriaceae. The record is from the annotation of a GenBank genome assembly.